Molecule: messenger RNA, 2942 nt
Organism: Pseudophryne corroboree (corroboree frog)
Lineage: Eukaryota; Metazoa; Chordata; Amphibia; Anura; Myobatrachidae
Gene: HSD17B7
Product: hydroxysteroid 17-beta dehydrogenase 7
Exons: 9
Coding region: 250-1248 (332 amino acids)
Biological process (GO): cholesterol biosynthetic process
Cellular component (GO): endoplasmic reticulum membrane
Molecular function (GO): 5-alpha-androstane-3-beta,17-beta-diol dehydrogenase (NADP+) activity; 3-beta-hydroxysteroid 3-dehydrogenase (NADP+) activity; estradiol 17-beta-dehydrogenase [NAD(P)+] activity
Source: RefSeq, a predicted model, not a curated record
GACACGCCCCUCCUCUGUGUAGGUUUCAUUAACAUUCCACAUACGUCACUCACUCAUUCACUGGCGCUGUGACUAGCUUGGAGCUGGCGCCACGCCCCCAUAGUGUUUCAUGUGGGUUUCCGUGUGGCUGUAUUCUCGCCCUCUGUCUGCGUGGCCCCACCCACUGUCACAGCGGUCUAGUAGUGGUGUGUGGUAUCCGAUGCUCGACCCGUCUUAAUAGUGACACUGGUCCGGUAUACUGUCACAGGGAUGCAGCGUAAGGUCGUGGUGGUCACCGGAGCCAACAGUGGUAUUGGCUUGGCGUUGUGUGAGAGACUUCUCUCUCAGGAUGACCAGACACGCUUAUGCUUGGCCUGCAGAAACCUGCAGAGGGCAGAGGUUGCUCGUUCAGCUCUUCUGUCUUCUCACCCGUCAUCUGAUGUCAGUAUUGUGCAAAUUGAUGUAGGCAACCUUAAAUCUGUGAUACGUGGGGCAAAGACACUGCUACAAAGAUAUGAGCGCAUAGACUAUUUGUAUCUGAAUGCCGGAAUAAUGCCAGAUCCACAAAUAAGCAUUAAAGCUUUUAUCAAGGGUCUUUUUUCAAGGAGAGCCAUCAGUAUGUUUGCAACAGGAGAAGGACUUCUGACCCAGAAGGACAGGCUAACAGAGGAUGGCUUGCAGGAAGUUUUCGAGACCAACGUGUUUGGCCAUUUUGUACUGAUUAAGGAUCUUGAACCUCUUUUGUGUCACAUGGAUAGUCCUUCUCAUCUUAUCUGGACAUCAUCUAGCAAUGCCAGAAGGUCUGCUUUCAGUCUCGUGGACUAUCAGCACCGCCAAGGCCAGGAAUCCUACAGUUCCUCCAAAUAUGCCACUGAUUUGCUGAGUGUCGCUUUAAAUAGGCAUUACAAUAAGGAGGGCAUGUAUUCCAGCGUGGUAUGUCCAGGACUUGUUAUGACAAAUCUUACGUAUGGGAUCUUGCCGUCCUUCUUCUGGAAACUAAUCAUGCCUAUUAUGUGGUUGAUCCGUGUGGUUACAAACUCUUUCACCAUUUCACCAUAUAAUGGAGCAGAGGCAUUGUUGUGGUUGUUCGGUCAAAGGCUGGAAUCUCUGAACCCACUGGCGAAAUAUCACAGCAGCACAUCAGGAUUAGGCAAUAAUUAUGUUAAACCCAUAAAGAUGGACGUUGAUGCGGAAAGCAGUGACUUGUUUUACGAAAAGUUGCUGGAACUAGAAAAACAGGUUAGAAAGAAAAUGAUCCCUGGAAAUUAGUAGAGACAUGGAAGAGCAAGGACUAUUUCCUCUUAAAUUAUCUGGAUUUUUGGGAAUGUAUUGUGUGGAUCUCAGGUUUUGUAAUCAUGUGUUUAACAUCUAGAAUAUAUACUAAUUAUGCCUAAUAAACAUUUAUCACAUCUUUGGAUCAUCCAAGUAAUGAUAUGCUAAUGAUCAAUAUUGAGGCUCAAAUUUCCAUCUAUUCUACACUAAAAGGGGGUACACACGGAGAGAUCCGUGUCUGGGCGAUAUUAGUGAAAGAUAUGAACGAUCUCGUUCAUUAAUGAAUGAGAUACCAUUCAUAUCUUUCAGUGUGGAGGCACCAGCGAUGAACAAUGCGCGGCCCCGCGCUCGUUCAUCGCUGGUGCCCCAUCGCUUGUGCAUGCAGGCCAAUAUGGACGAUCUCGUCCAUAUUUGCCUGCACUUCUAUGGAGCCGGGUGACGGGGGAGUGAAGAAACUUCACUCCCCUUGUCACUGCCGCCGGGUCCGCCGUAUCCGUCGUCGGGCAGCUCGACGGCAGAUCGACAAAUGUGUAGGGCCCAUAAGCAAUCUGACUAGAUUGCUUAGAUUUUAAGCACGGAUCUGCCGUGUGUAUGCCCCCCAGCGAUAGCGAUGCGCGGCCCCGUGCAUCGAUAUUGCCGGCGCUAGAUUGAGCGGGUCACUCACUUCACCACUGUGUGAAGUAAGCGGAUCCCCCCCCCACCCCCACCCCCUCGCUCAGCACACAUCGCGCUGUGCUGAGCGGGGGGAGAGAUGUGUGCUGUGUUAAGAUCGCUCAGCACACAUCUCCCCGGUCAGUACCCCCCUUUAGUGCUGCAACCGAUUUGUCCAUUAUUCAUAUUGCUGUAUUUGUUGUUUCGCUGUUGUAGGGGGAGAUUUAUCAAACUGUCUAAAGAAGACAAGUGGAAAUGUCACCCAUAGCAACCAAUCAUACAUCCUGUAAAAUACCAAGCAUUUCAUUCGUUGUAUGGGCAAUAUAUGCAUUGUCCUAUUAAAAGGUUUGCUAAAUGUCCCUCUUGAUGUGCAAACAGUUCCACUUACAGUUGUUCUGACAGUCAUCCCUAUACAUAACCUUGAGCUAUUUUACAUGCUUAUAUCAUUCAGAUUGUUUGCUAGAACAUUGCUGAACAUAAUUGUUAAUAAAUGUAAAAUUAAAAUGAAACAAGUAGAUGUUUAAGUAACAACCUAUAGUACACCAUGGAGAUCAACACAGAGGACCCGUGGACACUCGCUCAGGUUAGAGGAAAGGAGAUUCCGCACAAUACGGCGUAAAGGCUUUUUCGCGGUAAGGACAAUACGUGUUUGGAAUUCCCUGCCCGAGGGAGUUGUAAUGGCGGAAUCUGUCAACACCUUUAAGAAUGGGUUAGAUAAAUUCCUAAUGGAUAAGGAUAUCCAGGGGUAUGGUGCAUAGUCAUGCAUUAUAGUUACUAUAAAUAGGGAUAAAAUGCAACGGCUGACAGCCGCAUCAGUCAGAAAUUUUAGUCAAAUCAUCAUGCAUAGGACACCACAAAUAGGUUGAACUCGAUGGACAAUUGUCUUUUUUCAACCUCAGAUACUAUGUUACUAUGUUUAAGCCUGAAACAUCUUUACUGAUUCACAUUUGAACUAUCCAGUAUAAAGUAAUAAUGUGCAAUUUUCUAUGUAAUUGUAACACAAAUGACAUUGUUGGAAUAAAGCUACUGUAAAUGGUUGG